UAGUAAACUCGAGUCACCGGCAAUAUCCUAUUACGGGAGUGGACUUCGUGAUCGGUCGCGUUCGUCACCACCGAGGCGGAGAUUCUGUUUAGGGUUGCGAGGGUGAGAUCGUGGUUUCCCAAUAGAAGUUCCUUCUUGUGCUUUAACCUUUGCCCGAAUCAUCGGAUUUCGUGUAUCCACCGCCGAGGCUCCCGAUCGGGGUGGAAAUCGCUUGAAUCGGUGGGUAUUGGAGCACCCAAGGUUCGAUCUCUUUAUUGUGGCAUCGAGCGGUUUGCCGCGGUGGAUUCUGCGGUGGGUUGCGUCUCCUUUGAUGUCGGAGUAUUUGUAACAGGGUGAUCCGUUUUGGAGGCGGGGUCUGAGUAGGAUUUUCUGGUUCGCUCUCGAUUUGUUUGAAUUGGCAACGAGGGUAUGAGGAUCACGGAGUUGGAGGACGGAGGAUCUGAUGAUUCUUGCGAUUCCGGCGUGCGGGAGAUCGUGCCGGCCAAGGCGAAGAGGGCUAUUGUCGGGGCGGGAGCACGGAUUUUAUUCUAUCCGACUCUUCUGUACAAUGUUUUUCGAAACAAGAUCCAGGCUGAAUUCCGCUGGUGGGACGAAAUAGACGAGUUUCUUUUGCUUGGGGCUGUUCCAUUUCCUAAAGAUGUUCCACAGUUGCAUCAGCUUGGAGUUCAGGGUGUUGUUACAUUGAAUGAACCGUACGAGACUUUGGUUCCAUCAUCCUUGUAUCAGACACAUGGAAUUGAUCACUUGGUGAUUCCUACAAGAGACUACCUUUAUGCCCCUUCCUUUGUGGAUAUAUGCCGAGCUGUCGAUUUCAUACACAGAAAUGCAUCUUCUGAGAGGACCACUUAUGUUCAUUGUAAAGCUGGAAGGGGUCGUAGCACCACCAUUGUCUUGUGCUAUCUGGUUAAAUACAAGCAUAUGACGCCUGCAGCUGCCCUGGAAUAUGUUAGAUCAAGAAGAUCAAGGGUGCUAUUGGCUCCUUCACAAUGGCGGGCGGUGGAGGACUUCAGCAAGAUGGUUAAAAGCAGCGCGCCUUUGUUUCCUGCAGGAGAUGCUGUACUGAUAACAGAGGCAGAUUUAGAAGGCUAUGACACGGGUAUGGUUGCUUCAAAGGAACUGAGCAUCAUUACAUCGUGCAGAUUUGGGCUGGCCAUGCCAGUGGUAGCAAGGCUCUCUUGUCUCUUGUCUGCUUUGAGGUCUACCGGUGGCUGUCCAACAGUUACUUCUCAACUGCCACAAAUAAGAGCUUGCUAGGAAAAAGCAUGGGUAAUCCUUUUUCUGUGCAUACAAGUUGGGAAGAACAGUAUUUAUAUAUACUAAAUGACAGUUCUAAUAAAGAUGUCGUACAUUAAGGUGUGAUUUCUUGUGGCUCCUUUCUUUAUUCACUUUGUUUGAGAAAUGCUACUCAUA
This is a messenger RNA of Musa acuminata subsp. malaccensis (wild Malaysian banana), 1410 nucleotides long. RefSeq names its product phosphatidylglycerophosphate phosphatase PTPMT2. Gene Ontology annotation, biological process: protein dephosphorylation. Gene Ontology annotation, molecular function: protein tyrosine/serine/threonine phosphatase activity. The record is from RefSeq and is a predicted model, not a curated record. NCBI's taxonomy places the organism in Eukaryota, Viridiplantae, Streptophyta, Magnoliopsida, Zingiberales, Musaceae.